Messenger RNA from Cryptotermes secundus, 3641 nucleotides. Its product is annotated as allatostatins. The record is from RefSeq and is a predicted model, not a curated record. The transcript has 2 exons. The coding region runs from base 213 to 1355 and encodes 380 amino acids. Gene Ontology annotation, molecular function: neuropeptide hormone activity. Lineage: Eukaryota; Metazoa; Arthropoda; Insecta; Blattodea; Kalotermitidae.
UGCAGCGUGGUGGCCAGCAGCAGAAAACGGUCCGCCACCCCAAGUAGCGUUACUUCGCGACGCCGACGCUUCUUAAAACUACGACGUAUUACUACUACUACUAGGUGCCCAUCCUUCAACCAACGUUCCUCUUCAGAGGCGGCCCUUUACGCUCCAGGGAAUUCUGUCUCGUAUUGUGGGUUCCUGAUUCCCAGCUUCAAACACAGGUAGCAAUGCUGGGUCUGAAGCCAUGUUCAGUGUCUCUCCAUCUGAGCCUCCUAUGUGUACUUCCGCUGCAUAUGUGCGUGUUGGCCCUUGGCACAGUAUCAGCCACCCCUGGCACUCCCGAGGCUCCUGAGGAAUCUUCAUCCGGUUCAGGCGGCGAAAUUGAUCUUCUGCCUCACCUUGAAGAAUCAUCUGCGGCCGACAAUUCCGAACUGGAUUUCGUCAAACGACUUUACGACUUCGGUCUGGGGAAGCGUGCUUACAGCUACGUCUCCGAAUACAAGCGACUGCCUGUUUACAACUUCGGCCUUGGGAAAAGAAGCAAAAUGUACGGCUUUGGGCUGGGUAAACGUGCAGGAGCUGACGGCAGGUUGUAUUCCUUUGGUCUCGGCAAACGGGACUACGAAGAUUAUGUCCAAGAAGAAGAACCCGAAGAUGAAGAUGAGGAGAUUGAAGAUCCGGAUGUGGACUUCAUGGAUAAACGCGAGAGGCUGUAUUCGUUUGGUCUAGGGAAGAGGGCCAGACCCUACAGUUUCGGAAUUGGAAAGAGAAGUCCUUCUUCAGGAAUUCAGCGACUCUACGGGUUCGGUCUUGGUAAGAGAGGGGGUUCUUUAUAUAGUUUCGGACUUGGUAAACGUCCUGACGGCCGGCUGUUCUCUUUCGGACUGGGAAAGAGACCUGUCAGUUCUGGAAGACAGUCUGGAAGCCGUUUCAAUUUUGGCCUCGGAAAAAGAUCUGAUGACACUGAUUUCAAGGAAUUUGAAGACGAAAUUGAAGAGGAAGGAAAGCGAGCGUCACAAGGACACAGGUUUGCCUUUGGUCUGGGAAAACGUGAGGUGCUUCCCAGCGAACUGGAGGCAGUAAGGAGUGAAGAACAGGAAAAGGAGACGAGCCACAAGGAUGAAAGUAGGAAGAACGGGACUGCCGAAGGCUAUGACCUCUCUGGAAGAAGAGUGAAACGAAGUCUUCACUAUGCCUUCGGCCUCGGCAAACGAGCGUAUGAUUUGCUGUCAUCAUCACUUGACGGUAACGAAGACGACGAAGAGGCCGACGAAGAGUUCUCAAGACUUGUCCGUCGACCUUACAAUUUUGGCAUCGGUAAACGAAUCCCAAUGUACGAUUUUGGCAUAGGAAAGCGCUCGGAGCAUUAGAAUUUUAUUUCGAUUUCCCCGAAACCAAUCAUUAUCAAACACCAACCGAUAAUUUUCUCCCCUUUCUAUGCCUCUCUAAUAAAAUUAUAGACUCUAAACGUACAUAAAAUAAAGAAACAUAUAAUAUUUUCAAAACAUACAACCCGAAAUCAUUAAUUCUAAAUGAAGCCAUCUACAGUGAAACUACUGCAUUCUAUAAAAGGGCAGAUAGCUAAUCAUUUAACUUGUUAUUAAAAUACAUCAAAGCUUACGUAAUGGUGUAAUCAAUUUGUGUUACCUCCUUAAUGUCUCGCUCACUGGACAAUGUUGCCAAUAGUCAUGUCUUGCUCAGUUGCUAAGGUACCGAGUUGCACAGACUGACAUGAUGAGGCCAACCGACACUCCGCCCAUUCUCUGCAUAAUUGCAGACAAAUCAAAUUGUGAGGCUUGGUACUACAAGGCAAGUCCACAGAGAGAAGAUUUUCGAUCAGAGAUGGCAGUAUACAUUAAGGAUAUUUCAGUGAACUCUUGUUUGCAAAGAUGAUAAUAAAAGCAAAGUUUAUGGACGUAUUUGCGUUUGCAUUCUGUGCAACUGACCUUCCUGUACGCGCAUACACUUCAAUUAUUUACAGUUUUAUGCAUACCAUUGAAUAUUAUGGCCUCUAAGUUUUAUGCAUACCAUUGAAUAUUAUGGCCUCUAUCUUCAAACUACAGAAAGAGUUCUGAAAUUUUCCAAUGCCAUUCCUCAUUACUUUUCCACACGUUUGUGCCAGUGUUCACACUUCUUCACAUAUUUCACUAGUCGACCUAAGUACCCCAUAUUUUAGCCACUGUUCCAAGUCUUAAUUGCAUCCCAAAUUCAUCAUUCAUAUAUUCAAAUUGUUCACAUACUGCUAUUUCAAUAUAAAUUAAAGAGUCCAGUGAAGAACAGCUGUGAAAAAUUGUGAGUCGUAAUUUAGUAACAGAAUAAAUUUCUCUCCAUAUGGCAGCAAUUUCGACAAAGGCAUAUAAUUUAUUUCCCAUUAGAUUUCUUGUUACAUUCUGCAGAAAUACUGCUAUUCAUGUGUAAUCAAAUUUGUGACAUUGGGAACUUAUAAAAUCAUUUUGCAGUGUGCACUUAUAGUUAUCCGUAUGAAAUAUGAAAACCAGUGUUCCCAUUUCUUUAAUGCAGAACCUACACACAGCGCUGUCACACGGUUACAUCUGAAAAAAUACGGAUACAAAACUUGCAAAAAGAUUUCACUCUUCAGCCAUUCAAACUCUCUCUCUCACACACACAGGGAGGGUGCUGUGUUAAGUCAGAUAAGUAGGAACUUUUGCUAACAUUUAAGGUCAGAUUUACAUAAGUUUCGACAAACUUUAAGCAAUUAGAUGAACCAUUAAAGUAUAUUUUGUAUAUAUGUGCACAAUACAAUCCAAAGAGGAACAAAGUGAUACAUAGGCAUACUGUGUAACCUGAAAAAAAAUAGCCAGUAUACAAAUCAUCGUCAGAUGGUACAUGUGUCAUCGCGAAGAACUUACUGUUCAAUUUUAACCAUCGCUGUUUUUCAGAUCAGUUCACAACAUGACGUGGAUCUCGAUGUAAUUCCAGUGAUCGGUAACAAGUGAAUAGAUCUGUUACGUAGCCGAAUUCUUGCUAUACAUAUUAGAAAUAUUUUGAUUUAAAUUUGAAAUUUAUGUUGUUUUUAAUCUACCUAAUUACGUAAAUGGAAACGAAUCCUCAAUAGCAGAAAAGGCAGUGUCUCUGCUGGAAAUAUUUGAAGUGUAUAAUAUUUAUGUUAUACUGGUAAAAAUUUAAAACAGAAUAAAAUGAAUGUACCAACAAAAUUUCGUUUAUAAAAGAUUGAUGAUAUAAAAGAUAGGAUGGUGACAAAAUAUCUGCGUUUGUGGUAACAGUGCACUUUAAAUUUAAGUUUGUAUUGUUGGUGUCCAUGACUCUGACUAACAACUGAAUACGCUAAUAUUUUAAGGCAUAUCGCAAUAUUUAGAAAUCGAGAAAGAUAUUUACUUACUUCAGUCAGUGAAAGUGGCUGUGACUUGCUGCUCCCCGAAAAUUGAAUGCUUACUCGUAUUACAUUCCAGCGCAUUUUCGAUGCUACUUCACAUGAAACAAACAUGCGCGUAUACAAUUCGCCAACAAUCAAUUGGGAGGUAGUUCCUGGAACUACUGAGUACCCAUUGCUGUUUGUCGAAUUCGGUAUUAAAUAUAACACAAAAUAUAAGGAAAAAUAAUAAUGAAAAUGUCACAAACAUAUCUUCGCAUGUAUAAUAUUAUUUCGUUUUUGUGACGCAAAAUAUCCUCUUUAC